Erigeron canadensis is the source of this 4713-nucleotide messenger RNA. Its product is annotated as translocase of chloroplast 120, chloroplastic. Lineage: Eukaryota; Viridiplantae; Streptophyta; Magnoliopsida; Asterales; Asteraceae. Gene Ontology annotation, biological process: protein targeting to chloroplast. Gene Ontology annotation, cellular component: chloroplast outer membrane. The record is from RefSeq and is a predicted model, not a curated record. The transcript is spliced from 4 exons. Bases 133 to 4224 code for a protein of 1363 amino acids. Gene Ontology annotation, molecular function: GTP binding; GTPase activity.
GUGAUAGAAUUCUGUGAGACCUUUCUCUCCUCCUUUUCCUCGAACUACACCCUAAUUCUUCUUCAUUCACCUUUUCUUAUCCCCAACGUCAAUCCAUAUUUUCAGUUUUUCGGGAUCUGAUAGAUUUUUGUGAUGGAAAAUGGUGUGAGUAAAGUGGAAGAAGUGAAGCUGAAAGUAGGAAAAGAUGAUGUCUUAGGAGAUAUGGCAAAUGGUGGAGGAAGUGGAAGUGAUGAUGCUGGUGAUGAGAGUGUAUCGGAAAUGGUCAAUGUGGAAGUUGUUGAUGGUAGAAAGGAUUUGAGUGAUGAGAAUGGUGACGGUUUGGGUGAUUCGCUAUUGUUAGAUGGGAGUGUAGACAUAGCUGAGAAGUUUAAAGGUGCAGCGGAGGCUUCUUCUGAGCUUGAAACAGUCAAGGCAAAGGCUGAUAUGAAUCUGGCUGAGGUGAUUGAUGGGGAAAGUAGUACCAUUGAGAAUGCAACCAGGGAUCAAUCGAUGGUGGAUUGUGAUGAACAUGAGGGGGAAGUGUCCAUUGUGGAAGAGUUAAAUGGGGAGAUAAAUGUGUCGGAUAAUACUUUUAGUGAUCAACUGAUUGUGUUGAAAGCUAAUGAGGCCGUGAAUGAUGAUGUUGGUGGAGAAAGUACUUCUAGCAAUCAAUCUAGUGGAUUGGAAGUUAACGAGGCUUCAAAUGAUGAUAAUAGUGAGGAAAAGGUGGUUAAGUUGGCACAUGCGCUUGAUGGAGAGAGUAGUUCUGCUAAUACUACCAUGGAUCAAGUUAGUGAGUUGGAAACGGAUGUGUCGGUGGUUGGUGGAAAAGGUAAGGCGGAAGUUGUGGGUUUGGCCGAUGAACACGUGAUUAAUUUGGUGCAGACAAGCGGUAAAGAAAGCAUUUCUGAUAGUGCGGAUAGGGGUCAGGCUUGUGAGUUGGACUCCAAUAUGUCAGUGGUUGGUGGAAACGACGAGGUAGAAUUGGUGCGUCUGUCUGAUGAACAAGUUCUUAAUUUGGUGCAGGGGACUGAUAGGGAAAGUACUUUUGAUAAUGCUGCAAGGGAUCACUCUGGUGAGCUGGAAACCGAUGUGUCAGUGGUUGGUGGAAAACUCAAGGCGGAAGUGGUGGCUGUGACUGAUGAUCAUAAUGCUUAUACAUAUGCAACCAAAGACGAGCCACAUCUGUUGGAGAAUAAUGUGGUUAUAGAGAAUGGGGUAAAUGGGGAUGGGGAGGUAUCCAAUGUAGAUACAUUAGACGAUGUCCAUGAUGUUAAUGAGAAGCCAGCUUCUGUAACUUUAGGACAUUCUGAAAAUGGAGCUCCAAAAAGUGUUGCUCUGGAUGAGAUAGUGCUCCAAGAAGAUGGACUAAAUGUAGAUUCUGCGAGUCACAUAACACAGCCAGAUGGUGAGAUAGGAGGCGAUGAAAACAUAGAUGUCAAUGAAAAACAUAACUUGGGGGCUGAAUGUAAAGUUGGUGACAGUAAGAAUAGAGUGGAAGAGUUUGAAACUUCAAUCAGUAAAUCAGUUAAUGUGCAAAGCGAGUCAACACUUGAACAAAUUCAAGAGGGGGAACAUAAAAGUUUUGAUUCUUCUUCAGCACAUCAAGAUGCUGAAAACCUGGAACAAGUAAUAGAUUCGGCCAUUGAUGUGCCUAAUAACCAUGUCGAGAGCCUUAAUUCAGAAAAUGGCAUUCAUGUUUCUAUGGAGGAAAGGACGGAAAAUCCCAAAGUUGAAAAGAAGGAACUAAAUGAGGUAAAGCAAGAUAUACCCCUGAAGAAAGAACCAGAGUCGAGACAGGUUAUAGGUGUUUCAUUAUCUGCACAGAAACCUGCAAUUCCCACUUCUGUAGCUAAUCCCAAACAGGAUAAAAAACCUAAUCAAACCCCCAUUCCAAAUCCUAAACCUAUCACUGCACCCACUCCAGCUCCAUCUCCAUCUCCAUCUCCAUCUCCAUCUCCAGCCCCUUCUCGCCCUGCUGGUCUUGGUAGUGGCGCACCGCUACUGGAGCCGGCUCAUCGUGUGGUGGCACCUCAGGCAAAUGGGAAUGGCCCCCCUCUUCAAAAUCAAGUGAUCGAUGAACCAACAAAUGGGGAGGCCGAGGAAAAUGAUGACACUCGUGAAAAACUACAGAUGAUACGGGUCAAGUUUUUGCGUCUUGCUCGUAGGCUUGGUCAGACUCCUCAUAAUGUUGUCGUGGCUCAGGUCUUGUAUAGACUAGGAUUGGCUGAACAACUUAGAGGCAGAAACGGUGGCCGUGUUGCUGCAUUUAGCUUUGAACGCGCUAGUGCCAUGGCUGAGCAGUUGGAGGCAGCUGGACAAGAACCACUUGAGUUCUCAUGCACCAUCAUGGUUCUUGGGAAAACGGGGGUCGGGAAAAGUGCAACUAUAAAUUCUAUAUUUGAUGACACAAAGUUUGGAACCGAUGCGUUUCAAGUUGGAACAAAGAAAGUUCAGGAUGUUGUUGGAACUGUGCAGGGUAUUAAAGUACGUGUUAUUGACACACCAGGCCUUCUUCCAUCGUGGACCGAUCAAAGGAAAAAUGAGAAAAUUCUUCACUCAGUUAAACGUUUUAUUCAAAAAUCACCUCCCGAUAUUGUUUUGUAUCUUGACAGGCUGGACAUGCAGAGUAGGGAUUCAGGUGACAUGCCUCUUUUGCGAACCAUAACCGAUAUCUUUGGUCAAUCUAUAUGGUUUAAUGCCAUUGUGGUCUUGACCCAUGCUGCAUCGGCUCCUCCUGAAGGUCCAAAUGGUACAGCCACUAGUUAUGACAUGUUUGUCACCCAACGGUCUCAUGUGGUCCAGCAAUCCAUUCGGCAGGCUGCUGGUGAUAUGCGGCUCAUGAAUCCUGUUUCAUUAGUGGAGAACCACUCGGCUUGUAGAACAAAUCGGGCUGGUCAACGUGUUUUGCCAAAUGGUCAAGUGUGGAAGCCUCACUUGUUGCUACUUUCAUUUGCCUCAAAGAUUUUGGUGGAGGCUAAUAUGCUUCUGAAGUUGCAAGACUCACCACCUGGAAAGCCGUUUGCAGCCAGAACUCGAGCACCAUCAUUGCCGUUUAUUCUUUCAAAUCUUCUACAAUCAAGACCUCAGCUGAAGUUACCGCAGGAGCAAUUUGGCGAUGAUGAUGAUGAUGGUGAUGAUGAUGACAUGGAUGAGUCAUCUGAUGAAGAAUCGUCAGAAUAUGAUGAAUUACCACCGUUUAAACGGUUGACUAAUUCUCAACUGUCAAAGCUUAGUAAGGCACAGAAGAAAUCUUAUUAUGAUGAAUUGGAAUACAGGGAGAAGCUCUUCAUGAAGAAACAGCUGAAGGAAGAGAAGAAACGAAGAAAAUUGAUGAAGAAGAUGGCAGAAGCUGCUAAGAACUUUCCAACUGAUCUUGUUGAUAAUAGUGUAGAAGAAGACAGUAAUAGUGCUGCGUCUGUCCCUGUUGCUGUUCAGGAUAUGAAUUUGCCUGCUUCAUUUGAUGCAGAUAAUCCUACUCAUCGGUACCGGGCUCUUGACUCUGCCAACCAAUGGCUCAUUAGACCUGUACUUGAUCCACAUGGUUGGGAUCAUGAUGUUGGUUAUGAAGGAAUCAAUGUGGAACACAUACUUGCACUUAAAGAAAAGAUCCCCAUAUCAUUUUCUGGUCAGGUUACCAAAGAUAAAAAAGAUGCUAAUCUCCAAAUGGAGGUAUCAAGUGCAAUGAAGCAUGGAAAAUCAAAAUCAACCACAUUAGCAUUUGAUAUGCAGACUGUUGGAAAAGAGAUGUCAUAUACUCUACGCAGUGACACCCGUUUCAUUAAUUACAGAAAAAACAAAGCAUCGGCUGGUCUUUCGGCUACUUACAUGGGUGAUACGUUAACAGGUGGUGUGAAGUUCGAGGAUAACUUAGUGAUUAAUAAACGGGGACAGUUGGUGGUGGCAGGUGGAGCAGUUAUUGGUCGUGGUGAUGUUGCUUAUGGGGGCAGCUUGGAGGCUACAUUAAGAGACAAGGAUUAUCCUUUGGGUCGGUUUUUGUCAACUAUUGGUCUCUCAGUUAUGGAUUGGCAUGGAGAUCUUGCACUUGGAUGGAAUGCACAGUCUCAGAUUCCUAUUGGCAGAUUUACUAAUCUGAUUGGUCGUGUUAAUCUAAAUAACAAGGGUUCUGGACAAGUUAGUAUGCGGCUGAAUAGCUCAGAACAGCUUCAGAUUGCAUUAGUUGCCUUGGUUCCACUUGUGAGUAAGUUAUUGGGUUAUUAUCAGGACCGGGAUACAACGUAUUAAUGUCAUAUUUUUGGGUUGAAGAAAGUUCUGUAGUAUAAGCUUCAGGAGGGCAAUCGGGCUGAUUACCAACAUAUCGGCCCGGAUCUUUGAAAUAAUUGCCAAAAGGAAGGCAGGAAUGUUUUGUCAUUCUAAUGGAAAAAGUUGGUAAAUGCACAGACUGUAGCUAGAGCUAGAUUUCGAGAAAAUUUCCAUGCUGCUGGUUCCCUUUUUUCCGUCUUCAUUUUCAUCUUUGCUUUCUUCUUGAUAUAGAGAUGUUCUGAUUAGAGUUGCGACCAAGUUUAGUUAUUGUAUCAUACACAUAAUGCCAUAAUGAGCAUGUGACUCAAGGUUUUAAUUUCCUUUAGUGGACAGGACUUCUUUUUGUAGUUUGCGAAAUUUGUUUGGCUUACAACGUUAUGGUGAAUUGGGGCCUGUUCGGGUUGGGGCAGUGGUUUUAGCUGUUAUUUGUUAUAUAUUGUAUUUUGCCAAAAAGGAAGUUUAUUUGUGCCA